CGUCGGAUUUUCAAAGCCACCUUCUCCAUCCAGUUAUCAACACGAGCCACACCCGCCUCCAACACAACGCAGGCCAAAGUCUCCUCGGACCCGCCCGUAUACACCCCGCGAGGCGCUUGCCCUUGUUCUCUCCCUCACGCGUUCUCGCAACUACCCCAACCACACCAAAUGGCUGACAGGGGUCGUGGCGCAGGCAGAGGUGGCGCGCGAGGCGCAGCCUCAAACAGAGGGCGCGGUUCGCAGUCAGUCCUUUCUGUCCGCACCAAAAUGCCAUCAAUCGUGCUGAUGAGUACGUGCGCGCCGCAUAUACAGAGCCCAGCCAACAAUGGACAAGCCGAAGCGCGAGGCUAUUCUCGAUCUGUCCAAAUACGCCAACGAAAGGAUACGAGUCAAGUUCACGGGCGGCAGAGAAGUUACUGGCGUGCUGAAGGGCUAUGAUCAGCUACUCAACCUUGUGCUCGACGAAGUCGAAGAAAAUCUCCAGACAGAGUCAGACUCGGAACCAAAAACUCGUCAACUGGGACUUGUGGUGCUCCGUGGGCCCACGAUCACCCUCCUCAGCCCGGUAGACGGAUCUGAGGAGAUUGCGAACCCCUUCGCGCAGCAAGAAUGAGCCACCGCGCCCGUACUGCGACGGUUCUUGUGACAAGCAGAAGACUUCUUGCAAAGGGCUUGGGAUAGCAUAUACCGAUCUCGGGGAUCUGUUCCAUAUAUGCCGAUGAAUGGCUCGUCUGAGUGACGACGCAGUUGA
Molecule: messenger RNA, 751 nt
Organism: Rhodofomes roseus
Lineage: Eukaryota; Fungi; Basidiomycota; Agaricomycetes; Polyporales; Fomitopsidaceae
Product: U6 snRNA-associated Sm-like protein LSm7
Exons: 5
Coding region: 326-613 (95 amino acids)
Biological process (GO): mRNA splicing, via spliceosome; nuclear-transcribed mRNA catabolic process
Cellular component (GO): catalytic step 2 spliceosome; U12-type spliceosomal complex; Lsm1-7-Pat1 complex
Molecular function (GO): RNA binding
Source: RefSeq, a predicted model, not a curated record